Messenger RNA from Cyclopterus lumpus (lumpfish), 874 nucleotides. RefSeq names its product HAUS augmin like complex subunit 2 (gene haus2). NCBI's taxonomy places the organism in Eukaryota, Metazoa, Chordata, Actinopteri, Perciformes, Cyclopteridae. Gene Ontology annotation, biological process: spindle assembly; microtubule nucleation; centrosome cycle. The record is from RefSeq and is a predicted model, not a curated record. Gene Ontology annotation, cellular component: mitotic spindle microtubule; HAUS complex; centrosome. The coding region runs from base 210 to 791 and encodes 193 amino acids. The transcript is spliced from 7 exons.
ACGACUCGAUAAAUAUAAUAAAGAAUAUAAUAAAUAAUAUAAUAAAGAAUUUAAAGACCGAACCUGCAGGGGGCGGUAUCGCGAACCCUGCCGGUAAACACAGCAGAAGAAGAAGAAGAAGAAGAAGAAGAAGCGGCAUUGGGCGGUUCAGUUGGAGCGGAUGUUGAUGUUUCAGAAGAAGAAGAAGAAGAAGUCUCUUUGUAUUAAAGAUGCUUCAGUGGGACGUGUCUCCAGCUGCCAGCUUGUUGUCCAGAUGCGUCUCCAGAGACAUGGUGUCUCAGGAAGAAAUAGACUCCGCCUCCUCCAGACUGAGCCCCGCCUUCUCCUCUCACCUGCACGAGGCUGAGCUGCGAAUCAGAACGCAGAGACAGCUGGACCAGCUGCAGCUGCAGACGGAGCUGCUGCAGACGGAGAAGAAGAACGCAGACGUCACGCAUACGUUCUACCUCGCUCGGAGGUUCCAGAUGUUCCAGACGUUCUGCGGUCACCUGCAGAACCUCCUGAAGGACCAGAACAGUCUGAGGCAGCGACUCAUGAGGCCGCUGGGUCGAACCAACCUGCCUGUUCAGGCUCACCUGCACAGGUUUGUGGUGGACCUGGUGAAGGUGCUGCUGGACUUCAUAGAGACUCUGGAGGAGAAGCUGGACACGGUCCGUUGCAGUCCUGCCGCCAUAGACCACCUGGCUCAGCUGAACACCUCGCUCGCCCGGCUCCUGGGUACCGUGGGGGAGGUGGCGAGUUUGUCCAAUCAGGUUCUCCAGAGGAACGGAGUCCACAACAGCUCUGCAUGAUGACCUCUGACCCUCACCUCCUCCCUGCUGUUGUGGUUAUCUAUCGGUUAUUAUAUUAAAGACGUGUUCUGUUUUUGUAGAAA